AUGCUAUUGAUUAUCUUAUAUGGAAAACAGCUCAAGGGCAAAAAAAAUUGACCAAUAGAAUAGACGAUACAAUUGAACUUACUGAUAAAGAGCGUGAAUGUGUAUCUAGAUUUAAACAAAAUACAGCACAGGAUCUAACAGUAUGGCAGUAG
Messenger RNA from Racocetra fulgida, 152 nucleotides. The record is from the annotation of a GenBank genome assembly. NCBI's taxonomy places the organism in Eukaryota, Fungi, Glomeromycota, Glomeromycetes, Diversisporales, Gigasporaceae.